Molecule: messenger RNA, 2771 nt
Organism: Brienomyrus brachyistius
Lineage: Eukaryota; Metazoa; Chordata; Actinopteri; Osteoglossiformes; Mormyridae
Product: coiled-coil domain-containing protein 85A-like
Exons: 4
Coding region: 503-1828 (441 amino acids)
Source: RefSeq, a predicted model, not a curated record
GGGGGGGAAGAGAGAGAGGAGAGAGGGGGAGCUCUGUACCAUGUAGCAGUCUACUGGCUACUCGGCUGCCGUCACGCCGUCUCCCUGCCCAUGUCAUCACAGCCAGGGCUGCACCCACCUCAAUGCACCGGCGGAGAGGCAGCGCGUGGGGCGGGAGCCAUGCACGGCAGCAUCCCUCUAAGCAGGGACGCGCUCUUCUCUAGGCGGGGCAUGCACAAGUCCUUCUGAACGGCGAACUUCCCAAGGACUAUUUAUAAUGUCAUCUAUAGAGGAGAAAAUCUCAGUCAGGAAAUCUCAUCAUUUUCUCUAAAUACGCCGUUGCAUUUUGCGUGCUAUUUUAUCCCCGUUAAACAGGAGCGAAGAUGGGUUGCGGAGAGACCAUGCCACACGUAUGAAUCGCACAGUUUCGCCGUCGUAAAACGACUUAGGUUGAGCAAGAGUACAGGUUGACAGCCUUCGCUUAAACAUCGUUAGCUUUUGUAUCAGCGUUACAAUUGUGCUGAUGGAGAAACCCACACAACCACAACCUCCGCCACAGCAAGCGAUGUCUAACAGUGCAGAAAGUCCGGCGGAAGACAUCUCCAAGCUGUCGGACGAGGAUCUGCUGAAGUGGAGCAAAGAGGACUUGGUGCGGCGUUUGCGAAGGGCGGAAGCGGAGAAGAUGAGCAUCAUACUGGACCACGGAAACCUGAUUCGGGAGGUCAACCGCAGUCUCCAGUUGCACCUUAAUGAGAUCAGAGGACUGAAGGACGUGAACCAGAAACUGCAGGAGGACAACCAGGAGCUGCGUGACCUGUGCUGCUUCCUGGACGACGACCGGCAGAAGGGGAAGCGGGUGUCACGGGAGUGGCAACGCCUCGGGCGCUACAGUUCCAGCAUCAUGCGCAAGGAGGUGACCCUCUACCUGCAGAAGCUGAAGGAGCUGGAAGUACGCCAGGAGGAGGUGAUCAGGGAGAACCUGGAGCUGAAGGAGCUUUGCCUCAUGCUGGAUGAGGAGAAGGGGCCAGGGGGUAUCGGGGGGGUCGGCCCGGGGACGGCGGGCUGCCGCAACUCCAUCGACAGCCAGAGCAGUCUGACCGUCCCCGGGGCGGGGCUGUUGCGGGACGUGGGCGACGGCAGCAGCACCUCCAGCGGGGGCAGCACUGACAGCCCUGAUCAUGUGCAUCACAAGCAGCAGCUCCUGAUUGCUCCUGUAGGAGGCAGUCCCGAGCAUAUUCAGAAGGCCAAGGACCUGGUAGGGGGAGUGGGAGAGGGGGUUAUCCCAGAGCAUCCUGGCAGGCACAGGAGCACCAGUCUCGAUUACCCUCUGCCCUUUCCCCAGCCCUCCAGGCCACGUGGUGGCUCCAUCUCCAGCCCCGACCACAAGUCCCUGCGGGGACUGAGUCCCGAGAAGCACAGCCUGAUCCUGGGCCGUAGGAGCCCGGAGCAGCACCCCAAGCACAGCACAGAGACGCUAUCACCAAAGCACCUUCUCGGGUCGGCGCCAGGGAGCCCGGAGCAGUUCCACAAGCACAGAGGGAGCAUCAGCAGCAGGUGUGGCAGCCCCGAGCCCAAGCAAGCCCUGGCCGGUGCCACGGAGCUGCUGCACAAGGCCCGCUUAGGUGGGGGCAGCCAGGAGUCGCUCAGGCUGCAGUACGCCAGCAGUCCGGAGCACGUGAAGUUCGGUAGCCCGGGCAGGGAGAUGGCGGCGAGGAGGCCGGCCGGAGAUGAUCUGUCACCCCACCACAGGAGCAUCUACAACGGCAUGAACGCUCUGAUAUCUGCUGGCUGUUGCACCACCAACUGUAGAAGUGUAAAACUUUGGGACAGCUUUGACGCAUCAUCUUGACCAUAGUAUUGCCCGGCGGCUUGUGACGGAGUGGGGGGGGGGGGGGGGGGGGGGUUGGGGUUGUGGCCUGGAAAGCAGCCAUAUUACCUCCCCUGCCCACUUGCUCCGAGUGAAAAGAAAAAAAAAAUGAAUCCCCAACGCUGGAUAGUGUCGCCAUCGAUGGCCGUGCGCUUUUUACAACAGACCGAACCUCCACAUCUCUCCCACAUUUCAGUUUCUGCAUAUCGAAGGUCUGGAUUUCCAGUCAUUCUGAGAGCGUGACUAAAUCCCCAAGACUGCCGGGGGAUGUGAGCGAGGUCCUCUCUGCCAGCGUAUAACAGUGUCCUACCUCUUUAAAGGGAAGAAAAGGAAUUUUGCUGAGGAAUAAUAGCGGGAUUUUUCAAAGCGAUCAAACCUAUUGUUUACAGCUACAUGUCAGCAGAAGCGGUCACACGCCGGGCUAAUUCGGCUUCAGCUCCCUCCUCCUUGGACAUCUUGUACUGUCUGCUGAUUGGUCUGCCUGUGGAUGCCCCCCCCCCCCCCAUCGUGACCGGUGAUGAACCAGUAACAACUGAACAUUCCACUGUUGCUCUCCUAGGCCUGCACCCCAGCCUAUUCUGGUGUGUAAAAAUAUUUACUAUAGAAAAUCAAGGGUAUUGGACAAUACCUGUAACUGUUCCUUUGUUGUUGAGGAGAGCUGUUGGGAAACGUUCCUUUCCAGUACGAUAGUCAAUAGCUACUUUGUAACUUUUUUUCUGUGAUCUUUUUUAUUUUUGUUGACAGAUGAACAGAAAAAAAAACAACAGAGGUUAAAUUCAAUUUUAUGUUUUUAAAUAAAAUACAGAGUAGUUUAUUGGAUUAGUUUUUUAAAUAUUAUAAUUAUUAUUUUUGACUUACAAGUAUUAUAACAAUUAUAUGAAAGAUGUAUGUAUAGACUAAUAAAGUUUAAUCUUUAUGUAAAAUG